Messenger RNA from Rotaria sp. Silwood2, 3782 nucleotides. The record is from the annotation of a GenBank genome assembly. NCBI's taxonomy places the organism in Eukaryota, Metazoa, Rotifera, Eurotatoria, Philodinida, Philodinidae.
AAAAUUUAUACAUAAUAAAUAUAAUUUUCCUUCAUCCAUCAUACCGCCAAUUACGCUAAUCUUUUUUGUCAAAACCGAGUUAGAACUUGAACGUGUUAGUCGCUUUCAUCUUCACUUCAUUAAAUUGAAAAUAUCCUGUCUCUCAAUAAUUUUUAACGAAAGAAAGUUGUUAUUGAAAUUAUUGGCAAGUGCUUGAUUACAGAACUAAUUGAUUCUUUUGAUUUUCUCCCCUUGUGAAAAGAUAUCAUUGAUAACAAUAUUGUGAUUUACUUUAAUUCAAUACUUAUCAAAUAAUCCUCCGAUUGAUAAGAAAGUCUCUAUAUUAACAUGAGAUGAUCAGUACAUCAUCGUUAAAAAGGUUCUCGCAAGAAAACAAAGUGGAUUUUUUAUAUUUCUCGUGGAUGACUAAACUAUUGUUACGGUUUGUGGCAUAAUAGAACAACGAUACAAUUGUAGCCAUUGUUGAAUAUCAUCGGGAAUAGUAAAUUUCAAAACAAAAUCGAAAUUAUUCUCCUUAGCAACGUUUGCGAACGGCUCGCCGUAUAUACAUCUUCAGAGAAGACAGACUAUUUAUUUCUACUAUGAAUUUCAUCAUGCUGCUAGUGUGGGUGUAAAUAUAGGUGCAGUUUACAAAGAUAUUCACAGGCACUCAUAUCAUCUUUACACCCACACCCACAUGAUAAUGCAUUUACAAAGAAUCUGAGUUUUUUGAGAUAGAAUUAUUUAAUAAAUUCCAUUUUUUAGUAUGUUUUGCUCGAUUAAAUGACAAAUCCGUUUUGAGCCUAUAGUAUGUUUUUAUUUUUGUAUCUAUUUUCUACCACUAGUGAGUUAGGAUAAUCAUUUUAUUAAUAUCCAAAAAUCUCGAUGAAGUCAGACUAAAAUUAUUUUGAAUUAUGUUUGUUCAUAAAUUUAAUAUUUCGAUAUAAUUAGGAAUUAGCAUCGAAUGCUAAACAAAACGAAGUAUUGAGUUUAUUAAAACUUCAGUUUCUAUUUUUUCUUGGAUUCCCAUAAAAAAUACAUCACUUUAUACCCCUUUCGAAAGCGAUAGUCUUUAUCUGGUUAAUUUUUAUUUCGAGUUUGUCCUAGUCCAAACAGAGAUUUUCGAAAAAAGGGUGAAAUACGAGGCAUGGAUAUAAAUGUAGGCACGAGCGUGAGUCUUCUCAGCUACACCCACUUGUUAGGCUUUCUUUUUUCUUGUCUUCCAGAUAAUAUCUCAUUGAUUUAUAAUACAUCAAAUAAGUACUUUUCUUUAUUCGAAAAUUAGAGCUGUAUUAAUAUAUCGUCUAGCUAGUUGGCUAUCAAAUUCUCGUUCAUCAUAAUGAACAACGUGUUCUUCUUCAUCCUGUUCAAAUACUUUAUGAUGAACGUAUGAAAGACAUUUCUGUUAUGGAAAUUCCAUCAGAACAACAACGUGCUCGACAAUUAAUGUUAGCUACUGCUUUUAGUACUCUUCAUACGAAAAGCACAAGUGAAUAUAUUAAUAAACUAGUAAGAAAUAACUUCAGACGAAAAUUAAAAUAUAGACAGAAUGUCGUACGAGUCAUCUCAGCCGCGCCUGGAUGAGUGUGAUUAAUUUUUUCCCUCGGCGAUAGAGGAGACUUCAAAAGAUGUUUUUUUCUUUUUACGAGAUGAUAGUAAACAUUGAUUUGAACUAUCAUUAUUAGCUUUAAUAAUAAUAGUUUGCUUUUCUGAUUUUUGAAAGAACAUUCUCUGUAGUAGAUCCGCAGAUUAGUAAAAGCUAUUUAGUCUUUAUUUUGCCCAGUAGUAGCGGAGUAUCUGAUUCUAAUAACUUUCAAAUGAUUCACUCAUUCGUGAAGUCUUGAUCGCGAUAUUGAAUACUUUAGCCAAGUUUCGCCUAAUGGACCCCAGCAUUUUCAAUAAAUCCAUCGUUUUAAUUUUUUGAUCUGCAAUUUUUAUCAGAUCAAGAUAUCAACUAUAUGCUGUGGUUGGGCAAGCGCCUGGAUCUACAGAUGCAGAGAAAGUCCACCUAUACCUCAAAAGAGCCAAUCAUUCGGCUAUCGUCAAGAGCAGGGGGUGUAAUGCGACUGUGCGUCUUCACUUCACGCACAUUCACCAAUUCAUCUCAAAUGUAGUCUUGUGGCAUGUUUUCUCUGUGAUCAUCAUUCUGUGCAAGACACACACACAUACACAUAAAAUUAGCAGUGUCGAUUUGAAAGGGCAACACGUAGUCAGAAUACGACCACUAAAAAUCAAUGCUGCUUUUUCUGCCUAUUUCAUUUUUCACUCAAUUGAAACCUUCUAAAUGAAGUUAAAGUAAAUACAACAGCCACUCUCACUUCUUCAGUGAGAGAACGACACUUACUUUUUCUUUUUUAUCUCAAUUCUCUACAGCAGUCUUUGUAUGGCAGGUAGAAAAAGAAAUUUAUUAUUACCGAAGUUGCUUGUCUUUUUUUUAGAAUGUUAAUAGGGCAAUAAAAAUGCUUUGGUGACGGAGUCUUUUUUUUAUUUCGAAUGAAUUGAUGUCCCAAGCAGACAAGAAUUUUGAAAAAACGCGUUUAAAUGUACUAAUGGCAGUUCCUAUUUCAGCGUUUUCACUCUCUUUCAGAUAUCAUCAAAAGUUGCGUGAGAACACUUACUUUCCGAUAACUCAUAUGAUUCGAGAAAUUCAUUUUAAUGGUCUCGCUGUUAGAUUGAAACCAUCACACUUCAAAUAUAUUUUGUUCUUUUUCAUUUUCACAUUGUUUCUAACGAGUAGGCAGGAAAAGAUGAAAUAACCAAGCUAAUCACUAAAGGUAUCGGUAUUUGAGAACGAAAUGGCUUUUUCCUCGAGUUUAACAGAAGAAGUUCUAAAGGAUCAUCCAUGGUCGAUCGAUUUCUGUAUUUGCCAACCUAAACUCAGUGAUCACAGAGGUAUUCGAUCUGCCUCGUCCAAAUAGCAGAAAAGAAUGGGAAUAUCCAUAUAUAUGGAUAUUUACGUGACAUCGUAAAGAUUAAAGAGACUGUAGUACAUUGGAUGUCUUACAAAAAUGAAUAAAUUUGACUUAGCAUCUGAUGACUUUGUUAUCUGUUAAAGAUCUUUUCACCAGCAUGCAUUACAAGUAUCGGAAUGUUGAACUUGAAAAGCUCUUCGUUAACUUAAAUGACAAAACAACAUUGAAUUGGCAUUCCAAGUUACCUCAUCAAGAUAUGGAGAUUAUAGAGAAACUAUUGGAAAAGAAUAAGGUGAGUAAUAUUAUGUUGAUUAUAAGUUUGGUACGUUGAAUUCAAAGUUGCUCAAUAUCGAUUCAACUUUGUAUUCAAUAUGGAUUUAGGUGUGCAUCGCCACUUCAUAUUGUCACCUAUCAAACCAAUCCCAUAAUCAGACAUAUUCUUUACAAGUUACGUGUUUUUAGCAAGAAGCUAGACAAAUGGAAAAGAUAACUGGACAUGUAACGAAGAGGAGUUUCACAAAACCAUUUUUUUUCAUAUAUUUACAAGUCGAUUUUUUUUGUUUAUAAAGACAAACUAAUCUCUAAUACGCCAUUUGAUCUUUCAUAUUAUUCGUAACAUUCUAUUUUUGAUUUCAAAUGAUAACUCAGUACAGUGAAUAAAUAAUUCAUUUCACCGUAUAUUGAUAUAUGCCGAAUCAUCGAGAUCCUAUUAAUUAUAUGUGAUCGCAAAUCCUGAUGUAUUAUUUUUUGCGAUUUUAUGUUCGAAAGAACGGGCGGCGUUAAGACCACUUUUCUCAUCAGCAUACUUUCACAAAAAUAAAUAUAUUAGAAUAACAAGUUUGAUAUGGUCCGCAUAUCUAGCAUGGCCAUUUUCUUCAAAAUGACAAUGGG